UGCCACUCCACUGUAGGAAUGGUGUGACUUAACUUGUCAAUACUGGAUUAGCGGUGAUAGAUUCCUCAGGUUUAAAGAAGUUGGCGGUUUUUGUAACAGCGUUGCCCAUGAGAGAGAUGCAGUGCUCAUUAUGCAGAAAACGAAAAAAGAAAAAAAAAAUCGAAGUCGCUCACAAGAGUAGAACCCAUGACUUCCCAAACACCGAGCGAAUGCCCUCUAUGCCAAAGUACAAAAAGGUCUCACGGCGAGCAACGCCAUUUACCAGGCUCGCACUGACGGGAGACCUUCAUGCCGCCAGGACCUGCAACGUUCAGAGCUUACCGUACGGUAAUGAUGAUAGUAAGCUGCUACACUUUAAGCCCGGAAGUGAAAUGCAAGAGGAUACAACGUUCACCAUGUUACAAGCGUGGGACAAAGACGAUAUCUAAGUCCCAUAUCAGUUUAAAUGCAGUUAAAGGGUAAGCUUAUUAGCUCUGUAAAGAGGUCCCUUUCAUAAUCUCGGUUUCAAUUAGAAGCUGACGGUGAAUCAAUAUUAAUAUAAGCACUAUGAUGGUUUAACGUAAUUUGGGGCCUUUUGUUUGUCUUUAUGUCUGAAAUUGAUCCCCUUUCGUAAUUAAAGACUUGAUAUCAAAGUACCACUUGUUUGCGUAUUUGGUUCUAAUUAACUCGGAUUUAAACCAAAUACCUUUAAAUUCGAUACAUUUAUUAUUGCUCUAAGUUAUCACAAUAGCCGCCGACUGGACUAAUUCUGUUAAGCGAAAACUUACCUGCACUCUUAAGUGUCACUCCGAGUAAGCAGGCACUGGACCACAACAAGGCAACCAGCUUAACGAUCUCCGUGACCUCCGCUGGGCCAAUCAGAAGCUAAAUAUUUAACUGCUUAGCAGGUAGAACGCUGAACUUGGCAUGUGAUUAAUGAAAAGCAAACAAAAGCCACCGGACACCGAAUUGUUUUCGUGUUACCUAUAUUUCUCGCUUGAAAGACACAAUUGUUUGUAUUAUUAAUUGUAGAAUUGUGUUUUUACUACAACAGGGAGAAAGAUAUGUAGUCAAAAUAUGAAAGUUUUUAGGUAUUUUGAGCCAGUUUUUCUGUUAUGCGUUUUUCAGUUGUUAGUUGAGUACCCUUGCCAAGGAGAAACGCAUCUUGGACAAAGUAAUGAAAAAUCGUCAGCGAAGAAUUCGAUUCCAAGAAAGAAUGGAAGCAAGAACGUUCUAGAAAAGGACUUAAAUCGCGGAAAGACUCCAGAAAAUAAGAGAGAAAACUCCUCUUCGCCAAAAAAGCAACUGGAUUCUGCAGGCUCUUCAGAAAAUUAUCAUGACCGCAGAGGCUUAAACAAAGAGCACAACAUCAGCCACAAGGAAGAUGUGCCUUUACACAUGGCUGCUAAAGCUGAUGACAAAUUCAGGAAGCCAUCUGCUCGGACUCACCAAACUGAAAAAUCAAGAGAACAUAAAAAUAAAAAUGUUGCCAAUGGGAAAAGCAAAAGGCGGUUAACACACGCUAAGAAGUCAAAACUGACAAACAACUCUAUUCCAGUAAAGCCUGGCGACUUUCAUCCGAAGGGAAAUACUAAGAGGAAAAAGAAAAAGUUAUUUAAAAAGUAUGCUUUAGUUCAAACAUUUUCUCCACUUCAGGCGCAGUCUUUAGAUUACCAACCGAUUGCUACUGGUGGACAAGAAGCUUUAGCGGCAGGGUAUUCUCCAUUAAUUGAGGGGGACCAAACAGGAGAUGUUAAAGACCAGGAUCCAUCUCAACAGCAACAACCGAUCGGUGAUGGCAAUUCAAUAUCGCAGUACGAUAGCGCAGGGUAUCAACAAGACAGCAGCCAGUCAGCUAUUGCAAGUUUUGUGAGUAAUAAUGGCGAAGACGUUGGUCAAAGCGAAGGUAGACAGCAGCCUACCAGUCUAGAACAGGCCAUUCAGUUACAGCAAGAGGCUUACACUCAACAGCCUCAGGAGCAAGGACAAGAACAGGAUAAUGCGAGACCAGGGACUGAAGGUGGGGAACUGGGAGGACAGGCAAGUCAGAUUAUUGACGGAGGGCAAUUGCAAUACCAGAGCGAAGAAGCAGGUCAAAGUCAACAGCAAGGUGCUCAGGAAGGAGCUCCGGAACAAGGUGGAACUCAAACUGGUUUUGAUCAAGGGGGAUUUCAACAGGGGCAGACACAGGAGCUUAGUCAGCAGCAGUCACAAGGCUUUGAUGACCAAUUGCAGCAGCAGCAGCAGGAUCAAGCACAGGAAUACCAGCAGCAACAGCAGCAGCCAUCGGAGGAGUCACAAGAGCCGGAGGCUGCGUCCUCUGAAACGCAGAGUUUCACGACCUCCACCAAUUCCCUUGGUAGUCUGUUCGGAACAGAAGGUCAACAGACAACUGCUGAGCAACAAGGACAGGGAACAGUAACAUAUGCAAACGAGCAGCCUAGUGAAGGGGGAGAUAAGAGCGCGCCACCCGGCGUUCAAUACGCCUCCUCCAUCGAAGAAGCGCUUAAAGAGCCUUCAGUGUCCCCACAAGACAGCAGCAGCGAAGAAGGUGAUGGUCAAGGGAGCCUCGGUGUAAACGAUGGUGCCAAUGUCAUCAAUAUCGGUGGGGGGCCAGAUUCCAGAGAAACCAGCAACAAUGGUUUUAUGGGAGCGGGAACUGUAAGUGCCCCCUCUGGGUAUCAGACCGCCGCUAUAGAUGAUAACGGGAACAAUGACCAAGCUGUGACUGGUACAGAAGUCAAUGGAUAUGCUCCAAUGAAUGACCAGGGUACCAAUAGUGACGCAACUGCAUUAGAGGAAAAUCAACAAUCGCAAGGUACCACAUCUACAGACAAUCAAAAUUCUUUUAACUUUGCUGGACAGCAAUUACAACAGGCAGGCAUUGGGGAGAAGAUGCCGUCACUCGAUGACGAUUUUAACAAGAUUGUUGACAUUGCAAACAAGAACGGCCCAAUGGCAGUCAAAGGAUGUAAAGGAUGUCCUCCUCAUGCAAGAUGCAUAGACAAAGUGUGCAUAAUCAACGACGACCAACCGCUGGCCCAUAUGCUGAAUGCUCUGUCUGGUCCGGAACCAGGUGAACAGUCCCCACCCAGUGAAUGUAAAGAAUGCCAUUACAAUGCUAAGUGCAUCCAAAGACAGUGCGUCUGUAAGACGGGUUACACUGGUGAUGGAUUCGACUGCCGCCCUGACACUUGUUUACCUGGCUGCAAGCAACAUGGAAAAUGCAUCAAAGGGUUCUGUGUGUGUGAUCAUCAUCAUUACUUCAACGGAUAUGAAUGUGCACCAUACAAGAUAACACACAGAAACUGUCCCCUUCAGUGUGCCACGAGAUGUCAUGACGGAUGUCCGCCAAACUGCUGCAAACAUCAUCGAGUUCUAAAGAUUCACUACAACGAUGGAAAUCUUCAGGAGAUAAAUAUACCACCUAAUGCACCGCCCCAGAAAAAUGUUACUACUCCCCGCCCAACAGUAGUUGUCCUUAAACCAGAAGGCAAAGUGAAUGAACACGUGGCGAACUUUGCAUCUGACUUCCAACAGCGCCCUGCUGACUCUGAAUCCACCAACCUGGAAGCUGUGAACUUGAAAAAUCCUGCUGGAGGAUUUGCAGUUUCAGAAAUGGCAGCAAGACCCCUUAUCGAGGACGAGGCAGAAUGUCCAGCGCAAUGUAAGUCGGAGUGUCGUGAUUCUUGCCCUGUUCGAUGUUGUCUUGGAAAGUGCCCAUUCAUUUGCCUGGAAAACUGUCAGCCAUCCUGUCCUAAAACAUGCUGUCAUCUUCCUGGGGCUAAACACCUGAUUCCAAUGAUGGACCCUCAGGUUCAAGAGAACUUCAUGAAAACUAUGGCAGAAAAGUUUUGCCCUAGAGCCUGUAAGGCAAAGUGUAAUCCAAACUGCCCGCCAAUCUGCUGUGAAGUUAAUUCCACUCAUCCUGCAACUUCAGAAAGUGUAGAUCUUCAGAAACUAAAGGGCGAGAGCAAGAAUAGUGCCGAUUUCUUCAGAAAUGCAAUGAGCUGGUUUGGUAUGAUGAACUUUUUGAAUAUGAUGUACAACAUGUAUGGUAAUCUGUAUGGUACCAAACAUUUCGCCAAAUUUCCUGUCAAAGCAAACGAUCAUAAACUAAAAACAGUUAGCCCUACAAAACCUAAGACCGUACGCACAGAAAACCACUUUAAUAUCAAGGAGGUUGGUGUUGCGGAAAGUCACAACAAAGCAAAUGAUCUCUGUCCAGAUUAUUGCAACAAGUCGUGUCUACAUAUUUGUCCCAUGAAAUGUUGCCGCGACAAAUCUGAGGGAAAGACGUUAAUCAAAGUAGGAAAUCCGUUGAAAUGCCAACCAUCAUGUGCGUUGUACUGCUCUAAAACCUGUCCUCCGCUUUGUUGCUCAAAAAAUACCACUUCAUCAUUAGCAGAUCACAAUCCAACAGAGCAAAUCAAAAUUGCAAAGCCUUCACCAGUAUCUCAACCUCCUAGAACUCAGGCUCUAGCUACCUCUUUACCUAAGCCUCCUGCUGCCUGUACACCCAUUUGUCCAGCCUAUUGCUAUCCAAACUGCUUGGAAAGCUGUUGUCAGAGGGGAGAAGUGACUUCUAGAAAACUAUCACAACAACCAGUAGCACCCGAUAAAGCCAAACAGUCAUACAACAAUUUCUUUGCUAAGGAACCUCCUCUCACCAACCAAGAUUGCCCGUCCGUUUGCCGACGCGACUGCGGGCCAUCGUGUCCUUUGCGAUGUUGUGGUCGAACGGUGAUAUCAUCAACACCAACACGUUUGGUAGCUACUCGUCCAUCAAUUAAUUCACCCCUUUGCCCCGGUGGUUGUGCUUCUGAAUGCUUUCCUGCUUGCACGAUAAGUUGCUGUAGAGCUGGCUUUAAAAACGAACAUUCGAACGCAAACGUUCCAGCAGUUAGUCCAACAAGAAGAGAGCGACAACCGGGUCCAAAUCCUCCUUCGUUUCCUCUUCCUCCUCCAGCAGCUGUUUGCCAUUCUGGUUGUUCACGAUCUUGUUAUCCAAAUUGCGACGAGACAUGCUGCAGAGCUUAUUCAGAGCGUGCUUCUGGAUUGUCUGAUCUUAACAAGUCGGCUGUCUCUUCCCAUUUUACCAUUAAAGUACCAUGUCCGUCUGAAUGUAGGCCUUUUAACUGCCUUUACUAUUGUCAUCAUGACUGUUGUUUACCACGAAGCAAUACAGCGGAACUGAAAAAACGUCGCUACCAAGACCAAAGGAAAUACUUAAGUGACAUGAGAAAGGUAAAAGCACCAGCAAAACCAAUGCUGGAUAAAAGUACUGGUGGUCGAAUUAGUAACAGGAGGACAGUGAUUCAUAAGAGACCGACACACUAGAUGUGAUCUGUUUGUAGUUAUAGUGUUAGGAAAAAGUUUUCCCUCCGACUAGAACGAUUCCGUGGGUAUUGAUAAACCCUGCAAUCCCAAAGAUAAUUGCCAUUGCCGGAGUCAUAACCGACUUAAGGCCUGAAGAGAUCACCAAGCUUGGUAUCAACAUAUAGCGGCCAAAUGUUUUGGGAACGAGAAAAUAUCCUUGAUCCCGUAGCAAUCAAUACGAAAAACGCAAGUGAAAAUUCACUAAUUCCUUUGAUCUCGUUUGCGGCGAAUGUAGAAAAAUAAUUAUAUUAUAUAUCCUUUUGCAUACCAAUCUCGACUUUAAUGUUUUGGCUAAAAUUAAAAGAGAAAUAGUUACUACAAAUUUCAGGAGUUUUUUCAUGCAAAUACCUAACCAAAUUGAUUUUAUCAAUUAGAAUUAAUAUAUAUAAUCAUCAAUUAAUAGAAAUGCGCAUACCAGAUGACUAGUGUAGUCCUGAGGGCGGAUAAUUACCUUACACCAUUCAUGGACUGAAAAUGACUCGCAGCAAGAUCAAAGUGCAACCAAUAGGCGCAAUUCUAAUAUAUGCCAUUAGCUGCAGGUCUUUGAUAAGCUACACGUAUGCUAUGUAUGCAUGCCAAUUAUACAACGAACAAAAAUGUGAAUCAGAUAGAUAGAGAAAAUUAUGAAAUGGUAAUUUAUUUAUAAAAGAAGUCUUGAUUCUUUGUUACGCGUCCUUAACCCUCAGACGUACAGGGUUGAUCCUGCAUUCUCUGCGGAAAUCUUGAUAUGUUAGUUGCGUGUCCAUCAAUUUUGACGUUGCAAUGGCAACCAUCAAAUUUCACGUAGGUCUGACCAAAGAUCAGCUUUUUUAAAAGAAAGACAAUUACUUAACUCUAAGGGGCUGAAAAUUCCAGUAGCUGUUCCUUCAUUCACUGUGGAAAUCUUGAUAUGUUAAUUGUGUGUCCAUCAUUUUUGACGUUGCCAUGGCAGCCAUCAAAUUUCACGUAGGUCUGACCAAAACUCAGCUUUUCGAGAUAAUACUGUAUUAACAGGUAUUCAUGAAUUUGUACAUUUUACAAGCAUUCUAACUUGAUUUUGUUUUAAUUUCGAUUAAUUCUACGUAUAUUUUUUGUCAACGCGGAUAAAAACCUUGAACUAAGUUUAGACUUCGAAUUCAGCCUCUAACGUGCACGUUUUCCAUACGAAAUUCGUCUCCAAAGAAGCCCAAAAUUCGAACAUCGUUGCUA
Molecule: messenger RNA, 6546 nt
Organism: Orbicella faveolata
Lineage: Eukaryota; Metazoa; Cnidaria; Anthozoa; Scleractinia; Merulinidae
Source: RefSeq, a predicted model, not a curated record